Fulvia fulva is the source of this 1824-nucleotide messenger RNA. Its product is annotated as Carboxypeptidase S1 B. Gene Ontology annotation, biological process: proteolysis. Lineage: Eukaryota; Fungi; Ascomycota; Dothideomycetes; Mycosphaerellales; Mycosphaerellaceae. Gene Ontology annotation, molecular function: serine-type carboxypeptidase activity. Bases 1 to 1824 code for a protein of 607 amino acids. The record is from RefSeq and is a predicted model, not a curated record. The transcript has 3 exons. Gene Ontology annotation, cellular component: fungal-type vacuole.
AUGCUGAUGAAAGCAUUUCUAUCCGGGGCAGCUCUGCUUGCCUCGCUGGCACCAGUUCACGCUUCACUGAGUCCGAAAUUCCAUGGCGCUUCACCAAAGAUCAACAAGCGACAGGUUACCUUCCCAGCGAACGUCACAGACUACAAGACCAUCACAACACCGACCGGCGUCAAGAUUCGCUACAAGGAGCCAGGCAAGGAGGGCGUUUGCGAGACCACACCCGGAGUCGACUCAUACUCGGGAUACAUUGACAUUGCGCCAAAUGUGCACAUGUUCUUCUGGUUCUUUGAGAGCCGACGGGAUCCUGCCAACGAUGACUUCACCUUGUGGCUGAAUGGAGGUCCGGGCUCAGAUUCAUUGAUCGGUCUCUUCGAGGAGUUGGGUCCUUGCCGCAUCAACGAGAACCUCACGACAGUGUUGAACCCUUGGUCUUGGAACAAUGUGUCAAACAUGCUCUUCCUCAGCCAACCUAUUGGUACUGGACUGUCUUACGCGAAAGAGCAACAGGGUUCUCUUGGUAACUACACUGGACAGUUCCUGAACUCAUCUCAGACAAACGUAAACGGCACAUGGCCGAUCCUUGACCCAGUCAACGUUGGCGAAAUCGACACCACUGAUCUCGCGGCUGUUGGAGCUUGGCACGUACUUCAAGGAUUCCUCUCUGGAAUCGACAAGCUUGAAGGCAACGAUAUGAAGGCCCCAAAGAAGUUCAACCUCGCCACUGAGUCCUACGGUGGACACUAUGGACCUGCAUUCUUCAACUACUUCUACCAGGAGAAUGAGAAGAUCAAGAACGGCUCGAGCAAGGGCUAUGCCAUGGACUUCAACUCUCUGACCCUGAUCAAUGCUAUCAUUUCGGAGACGAUCCAGGCAGGCUACUACCCAGAGUUCGCUACCAAGAACACGUACAACAUCACUUCCUACAACGAGACGGUCUACAACUAUGCCAAGUUCGCCAACAACAUGAUUGGUGGCUGUCAAGAGAUGAUCCAAAGUUGCGAGGCGGCUGCGAUGGAACUGAAUGGUGGCUCUGUACGAGGCAGAAUUACCGACAUUGCUUCGAGAAGUCCCGCGAUUGCAGCGAUUUGCAGUGAAGCUCAGAAUAUGUGCAGAGACAAUGUGGAGGGGAUGUACUACAACUACGGAAACCGUGGCGUUUAUGACAUUAGGCACCCGCGAGCCGACCCAACUCCACCGUCCUAUUACGAAGAUUACCUCAACCAGGCGCACAUCCAGCAAGCUGUCGGCGUCUCUGUCAACUACACCGGAAGCAACAGUGAUAUCUACUAUCAAUUCCAGGAUACUGGCGACUUCAUCUACCCUAACUUCUUGCUCGAUCUUCAAGAUAUCAUCGCUAGUGGUGUCCGCGUGGCCUUGGCCUAUGGUGAUGCUGACUACAUCUGUAACUGGUUCGGAGGACAAGCCGUCAGUCUGCAAGUCAACCACACGCACAAGGCAGAAUUCAACGCAGCUGGAUACGAGCCUUUCAUGUACGGCGGAAUGGAGUACGGCGAGACUCGCGAGCGCGGCAACUUCUCCUUUACUCGCGUAUACGAGUCCGGUCAUGAGGUCCCAUACUACCAGCCACAGGCCGCGCUUGCACACUUCGAGCGUGUGAUCAGUGGUGUCGAUAUCCCACAAGGUAUCGAGAAGGUCUCCGCCAGCUUGGUCAGCAAUGGCACUGCCAAUGCUACACACACGAACGCGUUCGUGCCACUGCCACCUACGGAAUCUGCAGGAUACGCCUCGUGGAGUGCAAGCAUUGUUGCUAGCUAUGAUGCUCUGGACCUCUUGCCGCCACCGACAGCCACUCCUACGCUCUAG